AUCCAUUCACUUCCCUUUCGAAAUACUAAGCUCAAUAACUGUUAAUUAUAACCAAAUCUAUAUGGCUCCAUCACUAUCAACAAUCUCUAAUUCCAACACAUGGGAUGUCAAACAUUUUGUUGUAAAUGAAGGUCAUGGAGUGAAAGGUCUUGCAGACAUGGGAAUUCAGACACUGCCUAAACAAUACAUUCAACCUCUCGAAGAACGAAUUAAUACGAGCAAGGUAGUGUCUGGAGAACAAUCUAUCCCAGUCAUUGAUGUAUCAAAUUGGAAUGAUCCAAAGGUGGAAAAAUUGAUAUGCAAUGCAGCAGAGAAAUGGGGUUUUUUCCAAACUGUGAAUCAUGGAAUUCCAAUGGAAGUAUUUGAAGAUGUUAAGGAUGCUACUCAUAGGUUCUUUGGUUUGCCUGCUGAAGAAAAGAGGAAGUACUCAAAAGAGUAUUCUCGUACAAAUAAUGUUCGUUUUGGGACAAGCUUUACUCCUCAAGAUGAAAAGGCUUUAGAGUGGAAAGAUUACCUAAGUCUCUUCUAUGUUUCUGAUGAAGAAGCAACUGCACUUUGGCUUUCCGCUUGCAGGGAUGAAGCACUUCAAUUCAUGAGAAAGACUGAGCUUGUGAUCAAAAAACUUAUGGAAUCACUAAUGAAAGGACUAAAUGUUAAGGAGGUUGAUGAAGAUAGAGAAUCACUUCUAAUGGGUUCCAAGAGAAUCAACCUUAACUACUAUCCUAAAUGUCCCAACCCCGAACUUACAGUCGGGGUAGGACGCCACUCUGAUGUCUCGACAUUAACCAUCUUGCUUCAAGAUAGUAUCGGUGGACUCUACGUGAGAAAACUAGGCAGUGACACUUGGCUUCCCGUCCCACCAAUUAGUGGAGCGCUUGUUAUUAACAUCGGCGAUGCACUUCAAAUCCGAAGCAAUGGUCGAUACAAGAGCAUCGAGCAUCGUGUUAUUGCUAAUGGAAGCAAUAACAGAGUUUCAGUGCCAAUAUUUGUGAACCCUAAGCCAAAUGAUGUUAUUGGUCCCAUACAAGAAGUGUUAGAAAGUGGUGAGAAGGCAAUGUAUAAGCAAGUUCUUUACUCAGACUAUGUCAAGCAUUUCUUCAGGAAAGCUCAUAAUGGGAAGGACACAGUUGAUUUUGCAAAGAUAUGAUUACUUCAUUGCAUCAAGUGAGACCAUUUCUCUUACUUUUGUUCUUUAUUGCCAGAAGUGUGGAAGAAAAAUAAGGGAAAGAAGAUGUCAGACAUGUAAUAUUGAUAACACUCCCAUGAAUAAUUGUCCUACUUUGAAGUGAUAUAAUGAAUUUAGUUUUCACGAAAGAAAAAAUAUCUUCUCUACUCAGUAUAUCUUUUAUAUGACGGUGUUUGAUUGAAUAUGAAA
Molecule: messenger RNA, 1375 nt
Organism: Lycium ferocissimum
Lineage: Eukaryota; Viridiplantae; Streptophyta; Magnoliopsida; Solanales; Solanaceae
Product: feruloyl CoA ortho-hydroxylase F6H1-3-like
Exons: 2
Coding region: 62-1147 (361 amino acids)
Source: RefSeq, a predicted model, not a curated record